Messenger RNA from Xiphias gladius (swordfish), 1698 nucleotides. RefSeq lists its product as uncharacterized. Lineage: Eukaryota; Metazoa; Chordata; Actinopteri; Istiophoriformes; Xiphiidae. The transcript is spliced from 8 exons. The coding region runs from base 118 to 1116 and encodes 332 amino acids. Gene Ontology annotation, molecular function: protein binding. The record is from RefSeq and is a predicted model, not a curated record.
ACAAUUGAGGACUGUGUAACGUGACAAACCGCGGUGUAAACAAACAGCAGUGACCUGUUUUGUGUGUUUUUUUGUUUUUUUUUAAAUUUGGGGAUUACUGGUAUUCUCCGGGUCCGGAUGGAGAUAUUGGGAAGCACGUUCGACGACUCGGUGUUUUCCGAGGCGAGAGACCGCGUCUGUGCGUCUCUGUCUUCUUACAACGCCAAACUGUGUGAGCCGGAGUGGUUUUGUGAGAGUGCUGCUCUCGAUACAGAUGACUCUUUGGAGAAGCAGAAGGUGUAUAAGUUUAGAGGGGACUUGGCCGUGAGACAGGGGAACUACCAGAAAGCCUUGGAAGCGUACAGUUCCUGCCUAGAGUGGAUCGCUGACAACAACCUGACCAUCAGAAGAGAUGUCCUGGAAGGAAUGGCCCGAUGCUGCACCAAACUGGGAGAGAGGGCCAGAGCAUUGGAUUUGGUUGACUUACUGAGCAAAGAAGCCUCCAACACCUGCCACCUGACCAGUCUACUGCUGCUUAAGGUCAGCAUCUACCAGCAUUUUGGAGCCGUGCGAUCCAAGAUGUCAUGUCUUCAGCAGCUGUGUAGCCUGCUGCCCUUCAACCCCUGGCACUGGUUCAACCUGGGCCAGAUGUGUCUGCAGCUGCUGGAGAACAACAGAACCAUAAGAUCCUGCUCCUCUAAGAGGUGUGAAACGGCAGAAGAGGAGAAUGGGGGAGAGACUGAGGAGCAACAGGAGGCGGCAGCAGAGCUCGAUGAGGACAGAAUCCGACUCAAAGCUUGUACCUGUUUCAUCAGGACGAGACUCCUGUUGAGAAUCCUUCGGCAGCAGCAGUCCUCCUUUGUGUUGCAGCGCAGUGAAAGCAACCUACAGACGACAGACGAGGCGCUACAGCGGCUAAAUGCCAAAGAAUCAACGCUGCAGACUCUCACUGAGGUGAUGUCAGAGGACUUGGUACCGGAAAAGAUGAGGGAGGACUACCAGGACGGAGAGACUCUGGCCAGUCUGUGUGUGCAGAGCUUCAGAGAUCGCUGGUGGAACAAGAUCUUACUGACUGGCGUGUUGGAGACUGAUGGAGGUCAGCGUCAGACAAAGACGGACGCAGAGUCCUGCUGUUGAAUGCUUACAGAGAAGAUAGCAGAGAGGAGGGGACUGAAGAACACGCUGAAGAUGGUUUAGUCAAUGUAUAGAUCCCAUCCAAGAGCAACAGACACAAACUGAAUGAACUGAAAGCAAGAUCCAACUCUGAAGACAAAAGUGCACAGUGUGUCUGCUGGGCCUUACUGAUAUCUGAUUAAUAAGUCCCCACAGUCUGGAAGACUCUACUAGAGGUGCAAUGUUAACUUUUAAUGCUCAAAAUCUUAAAAAUGCCACAAAAAAAAGUAUUAACCGCCCUGAUAAAAUGUAACUGAAUUUUUCAUGUCCAUCUCUUCUUUUAAUUGAAGGGCACAGGGAGUGUAGUCCUAGUUAGUCCUUCAGUACCAAGCAACCCAGACAUACACAGACCCAUGAAUGUUUCAUCCACCUCAUACUGUGUGAAAUAUAAUUUAUGACAAUGAUUCUGUUUGGCAUUGAAACAAAAAAAUCAAAGUGAGACAUUUUAAUUUUUUUAAUGUUCUGCCUAAAAUGUAACUUAUGCCUCAACAUGCUCAUGUUGUUUUUAUGCAGCUGAAAUAUUAAAACCCUGAUUCUUUGUAUUAC